This is a messenger RNA of Phytophthora sojae, 2331 nucleotides long. RefSeq lists its product as hypothetical. NCBI's taxonomy places the organism in Eukaryota, Oomycota, Peronosporomycetes, Peronosporales, Peronosporaceae. The transcript has 2 exons. The record is from RefSeq and is a predicted model, not a curated record. The annotation marks the transcript as partial.
AUGCAUCGGGCCGAGAAGUCCAGCAGUAAAAUCUGUCGAGCUCGCGAGGUGGAGAAGGCGCAGGAGCUUCACCGACGGAAGAUCGAUGGGGUCAAGUCGUAUCUCUGCGGUAUUAUCCCCAAGCCAGCAGCGUCCCGGACAGCCGCCUCUUUCCGCCCGAGGCCGCCAAAAUCGAUGCUUGGCAGCUUUUCCUCCCAGAGUCAGGCGCUGGACGAGUUUCAGCACUCACUGGCGAAAAUGGCCGAGUUCCGGGGAGUGGCGCCCGUUCCUGGCUUCGGCUCCAGCAAGCAGCUCGCUGGUAAAUUGGCCCCACCGCCAGCAGACUCGAGGAAGAAAUCAUUGAACGGGUCGUUCCGUGCGAGGCGCCUGAAGGAGAUCAAGGCAGACAACGCCGAAGUGUUCGAGCGCAUCCGGAAAAGUGUUGCCCACUAUCGAAACGACGAUCUUCGGCGCGAAUGGCAGCAAAAUCUGUCCUACCUGGCCUCGAUCAGCGAGUUUCCAGUCGCAGCGGACGUCCUGGCUUCUCCUACGAGCACCCACAAGCAACACCACGACGAUAACGACAGCCGGAACUGCUUCGGCCCAUCGCCGAGGCGACCAAGCUUCUUGAAACCCACCACGCGAACGGAGCCACUGCCCAGCAUCCCGGUGGUUGCCCACCCCAUCAAGUCAAUCCCGACAUCCCCCAAGAAACUGCAGUUGAACAUGACCCCUGCCUUCCGGUCGCUUCGGAAGGCGAUGCCCCAGCAGCCGUCGCUCCCUCCGAUUUCUUCGCCACACAGUGUCAUCAAUGCCGGUGGAUCAACCGAUUUCAGCUCGAGUGUAAGCAAUGAUCUCUUGUCGUCGCCUAGGGGACGGAACACUUGCCCCAGCAGCCCUGGCGUCGACGACCACUUCAAUGAAAGCACUAUGGGUCGCAGUCUGCCACAUCGAAGCUCCACUGCAGUCGCGGCGACCAAGUUCAUCGGGGACCUCCAUGAUAGACAAGCGGAGAACGAGAUCUCGGGCGACGCCAAGUACCAGCUACUGAAGACCGGGCGCUUCGUGGGCGGCACUUAUCUGGUCUUGACGGUGUUCUGUGGAGAUGGCGUCACGAAUCCGUACGGAUUCGACGUCUUCGCGUACCAGCGCGAGUUGCAGUGCGAGUACAAGCUGAGCAUCACCAAGGAGAUGACACACGAGCUCCUGGACAAGAGCAGCUCGUCGUUGUUAGCGGCCGAGACCGCCGCCGCCGCGGGGACGAACUUGUCCAUGCAGGAAAUCGCACGCAACAUCUGCGAUCACAUCAACUUCGCCCUGCUUGGAGCUGACCAGGGUGAGAUGAUCUUCCUCGCCCCCUCCGUUGCAAGGAGAUCCGACCAAGCGAUGCGCUUCGAUGCGUCGCCAGGUCUCGUGGCGUUCUGUGUGCACCAAACCGUCGAGUUGGAGAGCGAUGACACACAAUACACCGGUCGCACUACCGGAUCAAGCAACAAGAGAAGACUGCACGUAUUUGCAUCUACCUGUCCACCCCAAAGCUACCCCACAAGUCGCGGGGCAGCCAAGAAUGUUCGAACAACGGGGACAUCAGGACUCAUGGUCAGUUUUCAAGUCACGGAGAAGCUGCCUCCGUCACGGUGCACGGCGUCAUCCGAGUCCUCUGAGCCGUGCAGUUCAGCUCUCAGAGUUGAAGUAGCCAUCGACGAUCUCUACAGCACCAUUCUGUUCGACUCGUGGCGGGAUCAGCACCGUGUACUGAGCAUGGAUCGAGCGAUAGUCGCUGCCAUUCAGCACCUCCACGUCAUUUCCGUUCCCUGUGGCGACGAGAUUGGCAGUUUGAGGGACGAGCUGAUCGUUAACUCGCACGUGAACACGCUCCUCUAUCCGUGCUCGAGUCGGCCGUGGGGUGCAGCGACACUGGAGAAGAAGCGGUCAAGACAGCAACUCCCGCACUCAACGUCGCAGUUGUUCACUCACCCGAUACGAGCGACGAUUCUGAUCCAGUCCGGGUUGAUCUGGAGGAACGCAUACCUCCUUGCUGAAGUCGCGCUUGAUAACGCUAAGGACACGAGUUACACUGAGACUUGGUCGCAUCAGCAGAGUCGGCGGAAGUUGAUCCAGGACAUCGAUUACAGCCUAGUUGUGAGCGUCUAUAAUGCCAACUCGGGCUACUCCUCGAGUCGGAGGCUUCCACCCGAGCGAGUCAACUCGUUGUUGGAACGGAUCGAAGCCUUGCCGAGUCAAACCAAAGCGGGCGUUGGACUGGCGGACAAGUGCAUUAGCGACCAGUACACUUUCGCUGAGUGUCUGCUGGCGUUUCUUCAGCUGGACGUGGACUUGUUCGGCAACGAG